Messenger RNA from Eurytemora carolleeae, 813 nucleotides. Its product is annotated as hypoxanthine-guanine phosphoribosyltransferase. Bases 331 to 798 code for a protein of 155 amino acids. Lineage: Eukaryota; Metazoa; Arthropoda; Copepoda; Calanoida; Temoridae. The record is from RefSeq and is a predicted model, not a curated record. Gene Ontology annotation, biological process: IMP salvage; GMP salvage; hypoxanthine metabolic process. Gene Ontology annotation, molecular function: hypoxanthine phosphoribosyltransferase activity; magnesium ion binding. The transcript has 7 exons.
UCAAUGUCUGGUUCCCUUUCAUUUUUUUCGCAGUUUUAUAGAUGUGUUGAUUUUUUUUCCCUCCAACUUGAAAUGUGAUUAUGCAGUGUGCACGGCUGCACGCCCGUUAGUAAAUAGUAAUUCAUAUCAAAAUUAUAAUUUUUCAAUUUUGCAUAAACAUUUUAAACAGAAGUACGAAUCUGAUUCAAAGUUAGUUAUCUUUCGAUGGCUGAAAUAUGAUAAAGAUAUAAAUUCCCCCCUCCCCCUCCUCCCCCAUAGUCCUUGUGUUCCCAUGUAAAUCCAGGGAUGAAUCUCAUUCCUCGCAGUAUCUCCGUGAAGUGAAGACUAAAAAUGGAUUCCAGAUCCGAAGAAAAUAUGUCGAGUUUGAACCUAGAUAGGAUUAUAAAUAUUCCCGACGACUACAAUGGUUACAAUGUNCGAGUAAAUAGUCUCAACAGCAAUACUUCAGAGGCUAGUGUUCAGGUGUCGGUUGACUUUAUUCGACUGAAAUCCUACGAGAACGACCAGUCAAGUGGAGAAAUAAAAAUCAUAGGCCUUGACAAUCUUGACUCAUUGGAAGGUAAGAAUGUGCUUAUAGUUGAAGAUAUUAUUGAUACUGGGAAGACGAUGAACAAACUGCUCAACACACUCAGUAAAUACAAGCCAAAAAGUGUAAAGGUAGCAUGUUUACUGAGGAAGCGAACCCCUCUGAGUAGUGGGUACGCCCCUGACUAUGUUGGGUUCGAAAUCCCAGACAAGUUUGUGGUCGGGUACGCCCUGGACUAUAAUGAAUACUUCAGGUAUGUUUUUAUUAUUUAAAAAAUAUGGAAAAAA